Messenger RNA from Camellia sinensis, 519 nucleotides. NCBI's taxonomy places the organism in Eukaryota, Viridiplantae, Streptophyta, Magnoliopsida, Ericales, Theaceae. The record is from RefSeq and is a predicted model, not a curated record.
AUGGCCGCCGCGCUUAACCGAUUUAUAAGCCGAUCAUCAGAUCGCUGCUGCCCUUUCUUUCGAGCCUUGAAAUCCAAGUUUUCAUGCGACGAGGAAUGUGAUAGGGCUUUGGCCGAGCUCAAGGCGUAUUUGUCUUCUGCUCCAUUAUUGGUGACACCCAAGCUCAGCGAAGAACUCUACCUAUAUCUGGUAGUUUCACAGCAUGCAGUUAGCGUGGUGCUUGUCCGGUCAGAAGAUAGAGCCUCAAAUCGUCACGGCGCCGGGCUGGGCAUAAUUUUGAUCUCGCCAGAUUGUCUGACCAUCGAGCACUCUAUCACCCUCGGAUUCCCUGCGUCAAACAACGAGACUGAGUACGAGGCGCUAUUGGCCGGGCUUAAGAGUACGCUUCAGUUACGCGCAUCCGAACUGAUGGUUUACAGUGACUCCCAACUUGUUGUCAACCAAAUGUCCGAGGUCUACGAAGCCAAAGACGACAAAAUGGCCAAGUACCAAGCUCUCGUAAGAGAACACAUCAAGUGA